Dicrocoelium dendriticum is the source of this 2332-nucleotide messenger RNA. NCBI's taxonomy places the organism in Eukaryota, Metazoa, Platyhelminthes, Trematoda, Plagiorchiida, Dicrocoeliidae. The record is from the annotation of a GenBank genome assembly.
AUGGAGCCCUUCUCCAUGGUACGUCUGCUACUGUGUCUCUCCUGGUUCACCUCCACGUGUGUUGCAUCCGGGAAAGAUACUCCAAUGGCAGUUGCUUUUAGUUGUGGAAGACCUUCACUUUUUCUAACUGAGGAAGGAUGGAUCCAAGACUCCAAUCAACACUGCUUGCAUGCGGAGACGAAUAUCUUAGAGUAUUGUCAGACGAUAUAUCCUGAUAAGGGCAUCGUCCGUGCAAUGUUCUCUCCCGUCAUCGAAGUGAAUCUUGAGGGAUGGUGCCCAAUAGGCUUGUCGGUUGGCUGCUCGAGAGCCAGGCGAGAAAACUAUUCCAUUCAACCAUGGGUCUGUUCUGCUCAAACGCAACGUAUUCUCCUUUCCAGGAUUCCUCCCUCCUGUCGCUUGCUAAAACUGGAAACAACAGCCGCUUCUGUAUGUCAGAAGGAGUCUUAUUGGUCGGACCUUGCAAGUGUUCAUUGUCAAAAGAUUCAUAGACUGCAAUACACCAAACCUUGUAUAAAACCCGAUGUUUACACACAUUUGCACUUUCUUGGCGCGGAUCUUGUGUGCUGCGAACCUGAAACACCUGAUGAAUCUGCCUCUCCAGAAUUGAGAACUCUCGACACUCUAAAUUCUAUUGUAGUCGCGGACGCGCCGGCGUAUCACCGAUACUUAAGCAUCCUGCCAAAUGAAGUGGAUAAACUGUCAGAGCGAAACCAGUUCAUCGCUGCCAAGGCGGCACUAAACGAGUCGGUACGCAAGAAAAGAAAGCUUUUGGAACGGCGUCUGAUCGAAGCCCAAUCUAAUUUGUCCCAUGAUGAGUGGCUUGCCACGCCGGAACUGACGCAGGCCUCAGAGAGCGCCGCACACAAGGAGUUUCGACAACAGUUCGUCAAAUUACUGGCAGAGGCUGAAGUUUUGGGACAUCGCCUAGAUGCAGUUCAUCAGCGAAGAGUGUUGAAGUUGAUGAAGACUCAUGAAACGGAAGCUGCUUUAGCAUGGAAUACUGCUAUCAACAGCUACCCUCCGAAUUUAACGCAAAUCCAACAUUCCGCGGAACACCUUGUAAGCGUCAUACAGCGCAAUCGGCAUCACCUCAUCAAACGAUUCGAACAUCUCCGGUCAGUCAGCCCUAUGGCCAGCGGGGUUGCGCUGCAAGAGUUGAAACGUAACUUGGCCGAUCUGAACCACACAAUGGAAAGUAACCUAGAGAAGUUGGAGUUGGUUCCAACCUACAAAUUCGCCGUUCUGGAGUUUGUGACAAAUCUGCUGAACACAAAAUACUCCGAAUUGAACGCAUUUGCACGUUCCAUCUCUUCUCUCAAUGAAACUGGCAAUUUUACCCCUUCCCAAAAGGAAUACGUUCUUCAGGCUGAACGGAUCAUCGAAAAAUAUCGUCAUCACCUACCCGCACUGGAUCUUGAAAACCCCACCCGAGUGGUUAAGAAGAUUGCAAAAGUUACAGACGGCGCUAACGAGCCCAUCGAUGGCCGUGAAGCUCGACAUCGACCGAUUACAUUGGAAGUACAGACGAUUGAUGGCCGAUCGUUGGUCUCAGAGAGUCGCGGAAACUUAUCUACCUCCGCAACAUCGACGAAGACAAAUGCAAACUCUACGCGUUAUAUGUCACACCGACCAACUGGAUCCGCUUCAUCCAGCUCUGUCGUGGCUAUCGUAUUGAGUUUGUUACUUUGCGUGGGAAUUGCGAUAUUUGCUGUUUACGCCUGUCAUUUCCGUCUUCGACGUAUGCGCCUCCGACGAGCGGGUUAUUCGCCGACUGUCAUUGAAGUUCCAGAAGUUUACAAUGAUCGUUCACUACUUCGUACUCGUUCGGUUGUUGGAUCAAUUAGUGAUGAUCCGGAAUUACUUUCACAUUGGCAGCUAAAUGGAUACGAAAACCCAGCUUACAAAUUCCCGAAUAACAUUGUUCGUUUUCCGCACCCCUCAUGAGCGUAGUUACCCCCUUUCCUGCUUUUCGCAUUUAGAACCCAGCUGCGCAUUUCUUUCAAUCUUAAUCACUUUCAUGUGCAAUCCGUUUUGCCUUCCAACGAUCGCCUUCCCUAUACCUCAUAACAAUUGUGAGUGGCGUCUUUUAUGCACUCACUAAUUUUAUAUUCUGUCCAUUUUUACGGCCCUAUGAAUAGUAUUUCUGCGUUCAUGGCAUUCAACCUAACCAUUUUUAUAUCCGCUGCAUAAUGCUAGUGCUUUCCAAGACUAGUUCAACGAUUUCUUGCACGCUGAAAUACACUGCUCGUUACUUUCGAAGUUUUGAAUCUUCUGUGCCCUCUUUUAUCUGGCAACUUGGGCGCACUAUUUAGUUCGGCUUCUAAUCUUUAUG